Messenger RNA from Notothenia coriiceps (black rockcod), 569 nucleotides. RefSeq names its product type II iodothyronine deiodinase-like. NCBI's taxonomy places the organism in Eukaryota, Metazoa, Chordata, Actinopteri, Perciformes, Nototheniidae. Gene Ontology annotation, biological process: thyroid hormone metabolic process. Gene Ontology annotation, molecular function: thyroxine 5'-deiodinase activity. Bases 120 to 569 code for a protein of 149 amino acids. The record is from RefSeq and is a predicted model, not a curated record. The transcript has 2 exons.
CACAGAAGGGGGACACAGGCACGCUGAACUCUGAGCGCGCACGGAGCCUCGCGCCGCUGGAGGCAUGCAGGGCACGCUGCAAUAGUUGUACUGCGGUCGGAUACACGCAGGAAGACACAAUGGGCAUGGCGAGUGAGGAUUUGCUGGUGACCCUCCAGAUACUGCCCGGCUUUUUCUCCAACUGUCUGUUCCUCGCGCUCUAUGACUCCGUGGUGCUGGUGAAGCGCGCGGUGUCGCUGCUCAGCUGCUCGCGCCCCGCGGGCUCCGGAGAGCGGCCCCGCAUGCUGACCUCCGCUGGGCUGCGCUCCAUCUGGAACAGCUUCCUGCUGGACGCAUACAAACAGCCUAUGCUCCGAGAUUACCUCUGUCCGAAAAGAACUAAAGAGUCAAUAGGACAAUUACAAGCUAAAGUCGAUCAACACGGACAAACUGUGCUUGAGCUUGAACGAGCUGCUACGGACCAUGGCGGAAGGAUAACGGAGCUGGAAGCUACAGUUAGCAGGCUCACGGCUCAGGCUAAACAUGCUGAUGAUCGGUGCGAGGACGGAGGGGAGAUCCAGAAGGAAUAA